Molecule: messenger RNA, 2100 nt
Organism: Phoenix dactylifera (date palm)
Lineage: Eukaryota; Viridiplantae; Streptophyta; Magnoliopsida; Arecales; Arecaceae
Product: phospho-N-acetylmuramoyl-pentapeptide-transferase homolog
Biological process (GO): cell wall macromolecule biosynthetic process; cell wall organization
Cellular component (GO): plasma membrane
Molecular function (GO): phospho-N-acetylmuramoyl-pentapeptide-transferase activity
Source: RefSeq, a predicted model, not a curated record
GGAACGAUGUCCCUCUCCCCCAUCGUCAUAGAAUGAGACGGGACGGUUCGUCGGAACAGAGCCCAUCGGUUGGUAUUCGUCUCCAAGAAUGAACUUUUGGACGUCCCGAGCGACGGGAGUCCCUCUCCUACGACGAAACAUGUGACCGCUUUUCCGUUCCCAAAAGCCUCGUCUCCUCCUCCUCCUCCUCCUCCUCCUCACUCGCUGUCAUGUCUUCUUCUGCGAGCCCCUAUCUUGUCUGUCUAGGGUUUCAACGAGCCUUGAAGCCCUCUUUUCCAGCCGCGACGAGAACACUGAUCUACUCUGCCAUCGCUCUUCGAUCCGCUUCCCAUGUGAAGUCAUCUCGAUUUGGAGUUGUUAGAUGGAGAUGCGAUCCCAGACAUUUUUUCCUUUCCGUCGCGGCCAUGGAUGAGGAUUCUGUGGCGAUUCCCUCACUUUUCGAAGAGGGUGAUGAUAUUUCUGAAGGAUCUUCUUCUUACAUGUUGUCUUCGAGCGAGGGUGAGGAUAGUGAUACCGAUCUUUUUCUGAACCUCACUGGGGAUAUUGACUUGCCGACGAGCAGGGAUCAUUUGGAAACAUCUGAUGGUGCACUGACAGUUGCUGCCCACCGGUUUGCUACCAUUCAUAAAGGACGGAGGAAGAAAAGGACUCAGCUAGGAGUCAUGAUUACGAUGGGAUUAAUAGCCUUCUUAAUCUCAUUUCUUUUAUUCGUCGACUGGUGUUCUUGGAAGAUUGUUAGACUUCCUCUGAAACCCUUUUAUUUGACGCACCCUUUUUCAUUAUCAGCAGUUUUAUCCGCAUGUGCUGGAUGUUUAUAUGUCCCUAUAGCUGAGAGCAUGAAGAUUCGUCUGAUACUUAGGAAAGAAAGGCGUAUGACAGAUUUCUAUAAGAGGGCUACUCCAACAAUGGGUGGCUUAUUUUUUCUUCCAAUAGGCAUUGUAGUUGCAAGAGGCAUUGCUGGUCUCAACUCCACUCCAAUAAAUGGAGCAGUGGUAGCAACUGUUGCAUGUGCAGUAAUUGGGUUGCUUGAAGACACUUUGAGUUGGAUCAAGAAUCCCAAUUAUGGACUGCCACAAUGGCUUAAAUUCUUUUUACAGGUAGCUGUUGGGACAUGGUUUUCAAUUUGGUUGGAUUCAGCAAACAUAUCAACACCAUACAGCAUGAAAUUGUUGGUUCCUCUUCCUCCACCACAUGGCCUUGUCUGUAUGGAGAAGUUCUAUAUAGUCUUGACGGCAUUUAGUUUUGUUGCUAUGGGGAGUGGAGUGAAGUCAAUUGAUGGACUGGAUGGCUUGGCUGGAGGGGUUGCUGCCUUGGCAUUUAUAGGGAUGUCUAUUGCUGUUCUCCCAAUUUGUCCAAAACUGGCUAUUUUUGGAGCAUCAAUGGCAGGAGCCUGCAUUGGCUUUCUUGUCCACAACAGGUAUAAGGCUUCCGUAUAUAUGGGUGGAAUUGGAUCCUUGGCUCUUGGUGGAGCACUUGCUGCAAUUGCUGCUUGCACAGGAAUGUUUUUCCCUUUGCUUAUAUCAUCCGGUGUUUUUGUCCUGGAAUUGUUGUUGGUCAUGGUGCAGGUUUUCUUCAUGAUGGCAACAAGACACAUGUAUGGAACUAGACGUUUUUUUAGGAUGGCACCCUUGCAUCACCGCUUGAAAUUAUUUGGGCUAAAGGGACCGUUCAUUGUUGCUGGCGCAUACAUGAUAUCAUCCAUCUUGGCUUUAUUCGCUGGAUAUGUUGGUCUUAUUUCAGCUUGAAUUUGCAAAGCUUCCAUAUCUACUUAUUCUUGUGUCUUUUGCUUAUUAUCAGAAUCUCAUGAUUUCAUCUGAGUGCAUUCAACACAUGGCUUUUUGUUUACUGCACCAUUAUCAUUCAUUGGUUGGGUUAUCAAAUCGUGACUCUUGCUGUAUUCAUACUUCCAUGCAUGCUUUCUCAGUUAAAAAGCUUGACACCUGGAAUAUUGAAAGGCAAACUUCCUCGCAUUGUGACAGUAUGCGAGACGACGUGAAUUGUAGCUUUUGAAGCUUUUAGCUAUUAGGUUGUGAUAGCAUACCGUAUAGAUUCUGGUACUGCAGUGUAUCAAAUCAAGCUUUAGAUGCGCCUUAUCCAUCA